AUGGCUCUCUCUAAAAACAUUGCUGCAAGUAUCCUUGAAGAAUGGUGUUUGGAGGAACCACUGUUUAGGUGUAGGAGACAUCAGAAUGUCAGGAAAAAACUGAGACUGAUACGAAUAAUAGGUCUUUUCAUGAGUAUAAUGGCCAUUAGCACUUUCUCUCUUUCAAUUAGUGCCUUUUUCAAGAUGGAGCCACAUAGCACAGAGAUGACCAGUAGUCUAGGUAGCCAAAAGUCAAUGCAUGGGCAUCAAAGAACUCUGUUGGACGUCAAGGAACAGAAUCAAAAUGGCACUCCAGAUUCACCUAUUUCUAUGAAAUAUGAAACUGAACACAAUAAUGCAACAGAAGAACACUCCAAGGGAGAGUACCCAAAAGACCUUUUUUCUCUUGCGGAAAGAAGAAGGGGGGCAGUAAUCCUCCAUAUCAUGGGAAUGAUUUAUAUGUUCAUAGCCUUAGCCAUAGUCUGUGAUGAGUUCUUUGUUCCUUCAUUGACUGUCAUCACUGAGAAGCUAGCCAUAUCUGAUGACGUGGCUGGGGCAACAUUCAUGGCUGCUGGUGGUUCAGCUCCAGAACUCUUCACAUCUUUGAUAGGAGUCUUUAUAUCUCACAGUAAUGUUGGCAUUGGAACAAUAGUAGGAUCUGCAGUAUUCAAUAUCCUGUUUGUUAUUGGAAUGUGUGCUUUAUUUUCUAGAGAGAUCUUGAACCUUACCUGGUGGCCGCUCUUUAGGGAUGUGUCCUUUUAUAUCAUGGACUUGAUCUUGCUAAUAAUCUUUUUUUUGGAUAAUUUAAUCAUGUGGUGGGAGAGCUUAACACUACUGAUAGCUUAUUUUUGUUAUGUGACUUUCAUGAAAUUCAACGUUCAAGUAGAAGAAUGUGUGAAAAAAAUUUUAAACAGGAACAAAGUUGAGAAGGUAACAACGGCAGAUUCUGAACAAAAGCCACCUAAUGCUGGGGACAAGGAUGACCAAACACUGACGACCAAGCCACGUCUCCAGCGAGGCGGGAGCUCUGCAUCUCUCCACAACAGUCUAAUGAGAAACAGCAUCUUUCAGCUUAUGAUUCACACACUCGACCCACUUGCCGAAGAGCUUGGAUCAUAUGGAAAACUAAAAUAUUAUGACACAAUGACUGAAGAAGGAAAGUUCAAAGAGAAGGCCUCAAUUCUUCAUAAAAUUGCCAAAAAGAAGUGCCAGGUGGAAGACAGUGAAAGACGGAAUGGGGCUGCUAAUCAUGCUGAAAAAAUUGAACUCCCAAAUACUACAAAAGUGGAAGUUGAAGUAACACCACCAAAUGAUGGUUCAGGACCAGUGCAAAAUGGAAACAUUGCCCAUGGAAUUGAAGAGAAUUCAGAAGACGAUGAUGAAGAGCAGCCUCUCAGCCUGGCCUGGCCUGACACCCUACGCAAACAGCUCAUGUAUCUUGCUGUUUUCCCCAUUGUUUUGCCAUUGUGGAUUACCCUGCCAGAUGUCCGAAAGCCUCCCACCUGCUUCUCAGUCUCAGAUCUUGGACCCUAUCAAGAAACAUGCACAGGAUCCUCCAGGAAAUUUUUUCCUGUCACAUUCUUUGGAGCAAUCACUUGGAUAGCAGUUUUUUCUUAUUUAAUGGUCUGGUGGGCACAUCAGGUUGGCGAGACCAUUGGCAUUAGUGAAGAAAUCAUGGGAUUGACUAUGUUAGCUGCAGGCACCUCUAUUCCUGAUUUAAUUACCAGUGUUAUUGUGGCACGAAAAGGCCUAGGUGAUAUGGCAGUAUCCAGCUCUGUUGGAAGCAACAUCUUUGACAUCACAGUGGGUCUUCCCCUUCCAUGGCUCCUGUAUGCUGCAAUUAACGGCUUCACCCCGGUGAUUGUCAGCAGCAAUGGAUUGUUCUGUGCUAUCGUCCUCCUCUUCAUCAUGCUACUCUUUGUCAUCCUCUCCAUUGCGCUCUGCAAGUGGAGGAUGAAUAAAUUCUUGGGCUUCACCAUGUUUGGUCUCUAUUUCAUAUUCCUGGUCAUCAGUGUCCUUCUGGAGGACAAGGUGAUCUUGUGUCCCGUCUCCAUCUAG
Emys orbicularis (European pond turtle) is the source of this 2037-nucleotide messenger RNA. It is a transcript of the gene SLC24A2, whose product is annotated as solute carrier family 24 member 2. The record is from RefSeq and is a predicted model, not a curated record. Gene Ontology annotation, cellular component: plasma membrane. Gene Ontology annotation, biological process: calcium ion transmembrane transport; intracellular calcium ion homeostasis. Gene Ontology annotation, molecular function: calcium, potassium:sodium antiporter activity; calcium channel activity. Lineage: Eukaryota; Metazoa; Chordata; Testudines; Emydidae. The coding region runs from base 1 to 2037 and encodes 678 amino acids. The transcript has 11 exons.